UGUACCCUCUGCUACAGAACAGAUUUGUUUCGCGCGGGCCUUCAAUCGAUAGGCUAUACAGAGAAACGAUUGCAGAAGAUGCUUCUCCACGGAAUAACAAUUAAACGAAUAUCAAGAGUUCUCAAUAAACUUCGGCCUUUAUCAAAACUUGGAUAGUUAAAAAUUGAGCCCACUUCCCAGUAGUUUGAAGUGUAUAUUCAUUGUCUUUUUUCCUUUCUUUCUAUUUUUUUUAAAUACUAUUACUCUAGAACGCAAUUUUUGUGUUGAAAAACUCGUGCCAGUCUGAUGAAUUCACCGAAACAAGACGAAGAUGAUGUGCCCGUUAAAGACCCGGUAAAAUACGGCGAGCUGGUGAUAUUGGGGUACAAUGGCUCUCUCCCCAGCGGAGACCGUGGGAGGAGGAAGAGCCGCUUCGCCCUGUACAGGAGAACCAAGGCCAACGGAGUCAAACCCAGCACUGUGCACAUCCUCAACUCACCCCAGGACAGCAAGGCUGUCCACAGCAGUGGGCAGCACAGCAUCUCCUUCACUUUGUCCCGGAACCAGACCGUGGUGGUGGAAUACUGCCAUGACAACGACACAGACAUGUUCCAGAUCGGCAGGUCCACAGAGAGCCCCAUAGACUUUGUGGUAACGGACACGUCAGGUGGGGGCAAGGAGGGCGAGGACCCGUCUGUGGCCCCCAGCACCAUCUCCCGCUUCGCCUGCAGGGUGGUGUGUGAGAGGAACCCGCCCUACACCGCACGCAUCUACGCUGCCGGCUUCGACUCCUCCAAGAACAUCUUCCUGGGGGAGAAGGCCACCAAGUGGAAGAACCCAGACGGCCACAUGGACGGCCUGACCACCAACGGCGUGCUGGUGAUGCACCCUGAGGGCUUCCCCGAGGACUCCAGACAGGGCCUGUGGAGGGAGAUCUCAGUGUGCGGAGACGUGUAUGCCCUCAGAGAGACUCGCUCUGGCCCCAGCCGAGGGAAGCUGGCGGAGGGAGAGAGCAGCGCGCUGCGUGAUGGUUCCCUGGUGGACCUGUGUGGAGCCACCCUCCUGUGGAGGACUGGUGAGGGCCUGCUCCGCGCUCCCACCCUCCGCCACCUGGAGGCGCUGCGCCAGGAGCUGAACGCGGCCAGACCCCAGUGCCCUGUGGGCCUCAGCACCCUGGCCUUCCCCAGCCUACCGCGCAGCCACAGCCUUGAGGAGCGGCAGCCCUGGGUCUACCUCACCUGUGGCCACGUCCACGGACGCCACGACUGGGGCCAGCGUGGGGAGGGCCGGGAGCUGAGUCAGGGGGAGGGCAGCAGCUCCACCGCCCGCCGUGAGUGCCCCCUGUGCCGGAGCGUGGGCCCUUACGUGCCCCUCUGGCUGGGCAGCGAGCCGGCCGUAUACGUGGAUGCCGGCGCCCCCACGUACGCCUUCGUCCCCUGUGGCCACGUGUGCUCCGAGAGGACUGCCCGCUACUGGGCCGAGACCCCCCUGCCCCACGGCACACACGCCUUCCGCCCCGCCUGCCCCUUCUGCUCCUCCCUCCUCAGCUCCCCCGGCUGGACACGCCUCAUCUUCCAGGGGCCUAUCGACUAGCCCCGACGCCCUCCUCCCCUCCUGAACCACACGGACGAAGGAGCACACUCUGGUCUCAGCACCCUGCUCCUUUUACUCUGCUGAACUGGAAGGCCUGGAUUCUGGCUGACGGUGAGGGAAGCCAUCUCUGUUCCUGUCCGGGUCCUUUCAGAUCUGCAUGGAUGUUAUUCACUACAGAUCCACCUCUUAAGCAAUAAGACCACUCCUGAGCAAUACAGUCCUAGAUAAGCUAGUUGUUGUGCUCCUCAGCUUCGUGUCACUCUUGACUUAGGUCAUAAACGCUUCUAUACAGUAUGCUCUCUAGCACAAGGGCUAAACCAGAGGUUCAUCUGAUUCACUGGAUGUUUGUUGACGACUGAUAUCUUGGUAGCUUACAGAUCUUGAGAUUUUAUAGAUUUGAGAUUUCAGUCUGUAGAUUCAUUGGGAAAAACAAAAAUGCAUCCUCAAUGUUCUGACAAAAUACUUGUAAACUCUAAAACGGUUUUGAACGUCUUAAGAAGAGCGUCUCAAGUGAAUCUGUCUGUUGACAAUGUCCUGGAUUGUGAACCACCUAUGAUUGGAUACUGAUUCAUGACUGACUUGAUCCAUACAACUGUACAGAGUCAAAGGGCGCGACCUCAAAAACCUCAUAAAACAGUUUUGUUCAACAACAACAAAAAAAUAAAACUAUUUUAUUAUUAAUGGGGGGGGGGGGAUUUUAUUUAGACGUUCAGUGUUAAAAUGGAACUAUUUUUAUAAACGAGUACAUUGUUUUUAGUUUUCCGUGAUGAGUGUAACCAAUUACUGUAUCUUUCAGUAUGCUAUUCUGUAUGUACGGUGAACCUAGCAAAGCUUGUGAGUGAGAAUAUUGCCAACACUGUGUCACACCCUCAACACAACCAUACUAAUUGCCCAGACAAUGAAUGUAGCCAAAUACUCAGGCUAUACAGUGAAGCCUCCUCUGAUGCUUGUAUGCUUAGAUUAAAUUGCUCUAUAUUGUCAUAGCAACUAUUUUUAUAACUGAGCAUCACAAUCCAGCUUGAAAAUCAGAUUGUGUCUAAGACAGAGAAAACAGGCUAGAUCUUGCAUGAACUUCACACAGACCUUGUACAGUGUAUUGCCAAACGUUCAAAUCUUGCCAAUUUGAGUGUUUUUCCCUAAAACAGGAUAAACCAGGUUAGGAGGAACUAGUCUUGAGUCUUGCAAAUGCUCAAGUGUACCGACAACAACAGUACCCAACAUCUAUUUCAGACACGGAUGUCACAUCCCAAAAUGAUCUCUAUGCCUAUUUAAUGUUUGUUUACCAACAGACCUGCUGUAGAGUUUGUAAUAUUUGUUGAGUAGCAUUUAGGACACAGACUAGUCUCCACCCUACGUACUAUGCCAGUGGUUUCACCAGAACAGUAGUUGUAUAGCUCAGGUUUAGCGACGUCAGACCUCCGAGGGUAGUAGCAGAAGGAACAUUUCAAGUCCUUAACUCAGCCACAUGCUGUUUGCUGCGUGUCCCAGCCUGGCUGUGCUACCAGGCUCCUAACCCGACUCUGAGGAUUCCACACAUCUGGGUUCUAGAACUACAGGGUUGUCAUGUCGCCGGGCGAUGGUGUGGAAUACCUCAAGAUGUUUCAUGCAGGGUUUAAAAACAAAACAAAAAAAGAAGUAGGCUACACAUCCGUAGUAUCGGUUCUUCCCCCAGUGUAUCCUGCUUUUAAAUAUGCUGAUGUUUGAUUGACAUGUGAGUCGAGUAAUGGUAGCAACAGCACCUCUAGUAUUGUUUGUUUUGAAUAUGAAAUGUAUUGUUUUGUUUCUUCUAUCUAUUUUUUUUUUAUAUCCAUAUUUUCUAUCCCUUGUGGAAUCUCUCCUUGGGAAUUUGCUUGUUUUCUCAGCUCUGGUCAAAAAUACCUCUCAGUUCUGUUAAGCAAAACAGUUCGCAGGUCCAGCCUUUGGGGUUCAUGGAUGACCUUUAACCUGGGGCUCCCAGGAUCUGACCUCACUGCUAACACAUUCCUUUCAAGCGACCAAACCUCAAAUGCUGAGGUGUUUUGUCUCACAGGCAAUCACACAACACACGUCAAUAAACCUGUUCUGAAA
This is a messenger RNA of Hypomesus transpacificus, 3639 nucleotides long. Its product is annotated as E3 ubiquitin-protein ligase pellino homolog 2. Gene Ontology annotation, molecular function: ubiquitin protein ligase activity; protein binding. The record is from RefSeq and is a predicted model, not a curated record. Gene Ontology annotation, biological process: protein polyubiquitination; regulation of Toll signaling pathway. The coding region runs from base 286 to 1572 and encodes 428 amino acids. The transcript is spliced from 7 exons. NCBI's taxonomy places the organism in Eukaryota, Metazoa, Chordata, Actinopteri, Osmeriformes, Osmeridae.